Messenger RNA from Diospyros lotus (date-plum), 1243 nucleotides. Its product is annotated as TATA-box-binding protein. The transcript has 10 exons. Gene Ontology annotation, molecular function: RNA polymerase II general transcription initiation factor activity; DNA binding. The record is from RefSeq and is a predicted model, not a curated record. NCBI's taxonomy places the organism in Eukaryota, Viridiplantae, Streptophyta, Magnoliopsida, Ericales, Ebenaceae. Bases 381 to 983 code for a protein of 200 amino acids. Gene Ontology annotation, biological process: DNA-templated transcription initiation.
UUCCUGACAAUCAAACCCUCUCUAUCCAUCUCCCCUCUCUCGAGCCAAUCCUUCAUAUAAAUCUUCCUCCUCAUAUAAAUCUCCGCUCCUUUCAAAAUCUUGCCGCUCUACUUCCCUGUUUUUCCCCAUCGGACUCCGUGGGAAUCUGGAAAUCCCUGCUUGAAGAAGCCCUAUAAAUCUAAAUCUUUAUCUUGAUUUUGAUUUCUGCUUCCGUAUCAUAAGGUCCGAUCUGUGGAAUAUUACUCAGAUUUUCUGUUUCCUGAGGGAGAAAGAGACAGAGAGACUCACUUGGAUCUUGAUUUAGUUUUUAGUUUGGGAAUACUAACAUUGGAAAGCGAUUCCGGGAUACUGACGAGGGAAAAGAAAAGUCGGCGAGAUAAAUGGCCGAUCAAGGGCUAGAAGGCAGUCAACCAGUCGAUCUUUCCAAGCACCCAUCUGGGAUUGUCCCAACUCUCCAGAACAUUGUGUCAACUGUCAACCUGGACUGUAAAUUAGAUCUUAAGGCCAUUGCGCUACAGGCACGAAAUGCAGAAUAUAAUCCAAAGCGUUUUGCUGCUGUGAUUAUGAGGAUAAGAGAACCGAAAACAACAGCAUUAAUAUUUGCCUCUGGAAAGAUGGUUUGUACUGGAGCCAAGAGUGAACAGCAGUCGAAAUUGGCAGCACGGAAGUAUGCUCGUAUUAUUCAAAAGCUUGGUUUCCCAGCAAAGUUCAAGGACUUUAAGAUUCAGAACAUUGUUGGCUCUUGUGAUGUUAAAUUCCCCAUUAGACUUGAAGGCCUUGCAUAUUCCCAUGGUGCCUUUUCCAGUUAUGAACCAGAACUGUUCCCCGGGUUGAUAUAUCGGAUGAAACAACCAAAGAUUGUGCUGCUUAUUUUUGUUUCUGGGAAAAUUGUUCUCACUGGAGCUAAGGUGAGGGAUGAGACUUACACUGCCUUCGAGAAUAUAUACCCAGUUCUUACUGAGUUCAGAAAAGUUCAACAGUGAUUCGGCAGGAGCAACUGGUGUAGCACAAGGUUUUGAGAUACGCUUUAUAUUCCGGAUGGCCGAAUCCCUGGGUGAACUGUAAAUAUAUGCAAGGAAUCUCUGUAUUCGCCUGAGAAUCCCAAGAAAAAAAGAAAGGAAGGAAGAAACUGGGACUUUUUGGUCCUGUGGCAGGUUUACUCUUGGCAAUUGUGUUUCUCUGUUGUGUAAUAAAGUUAAAAAUAUAAAAAUCAACUGAUGAGCGUCUUCAGUGUUGGAUUGGA